GUAACGGUGCGGUUACCUUUCUUACCGAGAAAGACAGUAGCGCUAAAUGAAGCUUUAAAAGACUUCUUAACCAUUUAACCUGAUCCUUUCAUGGUCUUUCUGUUACAUUUUUUCUUUGUUUUUUUUGUUCAGAGUAAGAGUCUUUUAGUCUCGUAAUAAAAAAGCAAAGACUUAUAAGCAAGAAUAAAUGAUAGCAAGCUCUUGAUAAUUCGUUUAUUGCCUAAUAGAAGCCGAGAACGCCAAAGUCCAUAAAUCGAGAAAACUAAUGCGAGUUUGGUUUAAAAAACUUCCAGAUGGAGUUGUAAGCUCUGUUCUCGUGACAGAAGAAUAUCUAGUGGAUGACUUGAAAGAUGCAAUUAGUCAAAAAUUCCCUGUGCGGAUCGCGCGACAUUUUGAUGCGCCAGAACUGAACAUUCGCCUUGUUGCUCCGAGCAAUUGUUCUUCAGAGCCUCAAUCUAGAGAUCUGGAACCAAAUGAAAAUUUACUAUUGACCAUGAAUUACUACUUUCCUCAUGGACAAACAAUAGACGAAGCGCUUUUGGUGAGUGUGCCUUCCGUUCCUUAUGCACAGAGUCAAUCAGACAACUCGUUGCCAUCUUCGAGGUCAAAUAGCUAUGAAAUGGUUGCGAACAACAAUACUCCUGAAUUUUCAUCCACAUCUCAAAUUUCCAAUAUCAUCGCUGACUCGGGUCCUCGUUCCAAGCAGCCCUCCGUUUCCGAAAUCCCCGACUCUCCUUCUAAUCAUUCCCUCCAUCGAGCACCCAGUAACUCUUAUUUAUACAAGGUACCCAGUAUCGCGAACCCUUCUAAUCGUUCUUUAGGAAGAGGCCGCUCCAACACACUCGUUAAUAAACCCGGGGUAUUGCUUUUACCCCGCUAUUCUCGGCAACAAAGCUCUUCUAGUCGUUCUGGUGUCUCGGAUCAUGCUUCCUGUGAAAGAACCUACCCUGCUGUCACGGCCAAUUCCAAACAAGCGUUCAGUUCUUCUACUAGUUCUGGUAAUACCGUAAAACCGGAACAGAAGAAGUCUCCAGAGAUACCCCAGAGUAGUGCUGAUUCUUUAUAUACUAGGCCCAACUCGUCUCCAAUUCAGAGUUCCUUGAUUGAUGAGCCUGCUUCUUCCAGCACUCAACAAAUACUGCCCGAGUCUACCGUAAAGGCUGGUUCAGAAUCAAAAAAUAAGCCUGCUAUAUCACCUCAAGCUAGUUAUUCAGAAAACACCGGAGACAGUAGUAGAAACAAUUCUCCUGUAAAUGUUAUUGGAACAGCCGGUAUUUCUGCCAAAACGCCUUUUGCUAGUUUACUUGAAGGUGUCAUUCCUCCCAUUGAGGUUCUAAUUGUUGAAGACAACAUAAUUAAUCAGAAAAUUCUCGUGGCCUUCAUGAAGAAACGUAAUAUUUCCUCGGAAGUUGCUAAAGAUGGUUUGGAGGCUUUAGAAAAGUGGAAAAAGAAAUCUUAUCAUUUAAUCUUAAUGGAUAUCCAACUGCCAACACUAACUGGCAUAGAAGUUACAAAAGAAAUUCGACGUCUAGAGCGUCUUAAUGCCAUCGGUCUCGUCGCUCAAAAGCCUACAGAACCUAUUCCUGAACAAGAAUUGCUGCCACCUGAUAAGUUUCAGUCGCCUGUUAUUAUUGUUGCCUUAACAGCUUCCAGCUUAAUGACUGAUCGAAACGAAGCUUUAGCAGCAGGUUGUAAUGAUUUUUUAACGAAGCCGGUAUCGCUGGUAUGGCUCGAAAAGAAAAUUACGGAAUGGGGUUGCAUGCAAGCACUUAUUGACUGGAACAGAUGGCGGCGUUUUCGUGGUCAUUAAUUUGCUUUUUUUUUAAUAUCCUUAAUUUUUUUUUCAUCUUUACUGCUCGUAAGAGUAGGAUCCAUUGAGCUUUGUGAUAUAUAUUUAUACAUUUUCUAUUACUUGUUUAUUAUAUUUUGCUAAUCUCUGGUUUAAAGACCUUUACCUUGACUGAUUUUGCUUAUAGGUUUUUUUGUGUACUAGAAAUUAUUUAACGGUUCACGUUUUGUCAUAUUUAAUGAAACAAAAUACUGUGCUUACGCGUACCACAAGAACUGUGUGGUCUUGUCUUGGGAGUACUACCUUGGAGUAUUCGUAUAAUCGAGCGAAAUACUUAAGUUAAUACUUAUCGCGAAAUUAUUUAUAUUGUGAACUAUUAUUUACUAGUGAUAACUACUAAUAAUGUUCUCUGUAUGAACUAACUAAACUAGUUGAUUAGUUCGACCAGCAAAAUCUUAUUAACUGAAGAUUUAGCUGUAAUAUUUAGCCAUGUAUAACUAUUAUGAUUUGUCUUCUUUUCAAUCGUACAUACC
Schizosaccharomyces cryophilus OY26 is the source of this 2322-nucleotide messenger RNA. Its product is annotated as response regulator Mcs4. Lineage: Eukaryota; Fungi; Ascomycota; Schizosaccharomycetes; Schizosaccharomycetales; Schizosaccharomycetaceae. The record is from RefSeq and is a predicted model, not a curated record. Bases 266 to 1810 code for a protein of 514 amino acids. Gene Ontology annotation, biological process: phosphorelay signal transduction system. The transcript has a single exon.